AUGACAGUAACCCCGGAUAACGUCUGGAUUGCUAUGGCAGACGGUGGGGUAGAGGUUCGUGAUAGUCGCACCGCCAAGCUCGUUCACUGUUUUGCGAGUGUACCACGGCCAACGUGUGUGACACGUAUUUGGACAUUGCUUGCGGUAGGAACACAGGGCAAGGAUCCUCAGGUUUGGAUGGGCCUUUCGAACGGCAGUGUUGAGGUGUACAACGCUCAGUCCUUUGCCAUGGUGCGGCAGCUGAAUAAACAUGCUGGUGGAGUAUAUUGCCUUGCCGAGUUUGGUGGCUACGUGUACUCUGGGGGCAGUGACUUUAAAAUUGCGCAGUGGGAUGUGAGAGACGGGCGACAUGUUCGAAUGUUACACGGGCAUACCAACUACGUUCGUUGUCUGUACGCGGAGGGGAGUGCCGUCGUGAGCGGUUCUGAUGACUGCACCGUACGUGUAUGGGAUGCGGGAUGUGGUGAGACGCAGCUCACCGGUCACUUUCAUGGUCGUGCGGGUGUCUCGGCUCUAUGUCGCGUCGGUGUCACAAUGUGGUCGGGUGACAACGAGGGGCGAGUCAUCGCCUGGAAGCUGAGCACAUGUGAGGCA
Molecule: messenger RNA, 594 nt
Organism: Trypanosoma rangeli
Lineage: Eukaryota; Euglenozoa; Kinetoplastea; Trypanosomatida; Trypanosomatidae
Exons: 1
Molecular function (GO): protein binding
Source: RefSeq, a predicted model, not a curated record